Molecule: messenger RNA, 452 nt
Organism: Phaedon cochleariae (mustard beetle)
Lineage: Eukaryota; Metazoa; Arthropoda; Insecta; Coleoptera; Chrysomelidae
Source: the annotation of a GenBank genome assembly
AUGGUUUAUAAGACUCCACCAGAAGAUAUUGAUGAACUCAAAGAAGAAUCAUUUCAGAAUGCAAACAAAUUAAUCGGGAAACGUUUCAAAAAGUUCGUCAAGAAUUCGAAAAUAGGCUGUAUGUACUAUUGUCUAGAAUAUAAUAUUGAUAAUGUGCAUUAUCCUUCUUGGCAAGCUCAACUAACAGGAAAAAAACGUUGGAAAUUUUCCCCACCUCCCGAAUGUUAUAACAUUUGCCAUUCGAUGGAUAUUUUAGUAGAACCCGGAGAAAUAAUUGUUGCUGACACCAACCGCUGGUACCAUCAGACAGUGAUAAUGGAGGGAGACUUGAGCAUCACUAUCGGAUCAGAAUUCGAUUAAAAUUGAUGGAAGAAAUUCAUUUUGAAUUAAUUAUAAUAAUAAUUAAUAAUAAUUGCUUCUGUUGUUUUUUGCUCAUUAAAUCUCGAAGCUGC